AUGGGCAUCCUGGAGCCGGGCUGCAGAGACAUGCUGACGGGCACGGAGCCGAUGCCGGCGAGCGACGAGGGCCGGGCGCCCGGCGCCGACCCGCAGAACCGCUACUUCUACCCGGAGCCGGGCGCGCAGGACGCGGCCGAGCGUCGCGGGGGCGCCAGCCUGGGGGCGCCCUACGCCGGGGGCGCCCUGGUGUCCGCCCCGCCCGGCCGCUUCCUCGGAACCUACGCCUACCCGCCCCGGCCCCAGGCCGCCGGCUUCCCCGGGCCCGGCGAGCCCUUCCCGCCGACGCCGGGCGCCGAGGGCUACCCGCCCGGGGACGGCUACGCGGCCCCGGACCCGCGCGCCGGGCUCUACCCCGGGCCCCGCGAGGACUACGCGCAGCCGGCCGGGCUGGAGGUGUCGGGGAAGCUGAGAGUCGCGCUCAACAACCACCUGUUGUGGUCCAAGUUCAACCAGCACCAGACGGAGAUGAUCAUCACCAAGCAGGGCCGGCGGAUGUUUCCAUUCCUGUCCUUCACUGUGGCUGGGCUGGAGCCCACCAGUCAUUACCGGAUGUUCGUGGACGUGGUCUUGGUGGACCAGCACCAUUGGCGGUAUCAGAGCGGCAAGUGGGUGCAGUGCGGAAAGGCCGAGGGCAGCAUGCCAGGAAACCGCCUGUACGUCCACCCAGAUUCCCCCAACACGGGAGCCCACUGGAUGCGCCAGGAAGUUUCAUUCGGGAAACUGAAGCUCACGAACAACAAAGGGGCCUCCAACAAUGCCACUCAGAUGAUUGUGCUCCAGUCCCUCCAUAAGUACCAGCCCCGGCUGCACAUCGUCGAGGUGAAGGAAGGAGAGACGGAGGCGGCCUGCGGUGCUUCCAACACGCAUGUCUUCACUUUCCAAGAAACCCAGUUCAUCGCCGUGACGGCCUACCAGAACGCCGAGAUUACUCAGCUGAAAAUUGAUAACAAUCCUUUCGCCAAAGGGUUCCGGGAGAACUUUGAGUCCAUGUAUGCAUCUGUUGACACCAGUGUCCCCUCCCCGCCUGGACCCAACUGCCAGUUGCUUGGGGGAGACCACUACUCUUCGCUCCUACCCAACCAGUACCCCGUUCCCAGCCGUUUCUACCCCGACCUCCCCGGCCAGGCCAAGGAUAUGGUCCCCCAGUCUUACUGGUUGGGGGCCCCCCGGGACCACAGCUACGAGGCCGAGUUUCGAGCCGUCAGCAUGAAGCCUGCGUUCCUGCCCUCGGCCCCUGGGCCCGCCAUGUCCUACUACAGAGGCCAGGAGGUCCUGGCACCCGGAGCUGGCUGGCCCGUGGCCCCCCAGUACCCUCCCAAGAUGGGCCCGGCCAGCUGGUUCCGCCCCAUGCGGACUCUGCCCGUGGAACCGGGUCCUGGUGCUUCAGAGGCGCGGGCGCUGGAGGACCAGGGCUCCCCCUCGCUGUGGACGGACAUCGCCCCCAUCCGGCCAGAGUCCGGGGAUUCGGGACUGGGCGAAGGAGACUCUAAAAGGAGACGUGUGUCCCCCUAUCCUUCCAGUGGCGACAGCUCCUCCCCUGCCGGGGCCCCUUCUCCUUUUGACAAGGAAACCGAAGGCCCGUUUUAUAGCUAUUUUCCCAAUUGA
Molecule: messenger RNA, 1608 nt
Organism: Eptesicus fuscus (big brown bat)
Lineage: Eukaryota; Metazoa; Chordata; Mammalia; Chiroptera; Vespertilionidae
Gene: TBX21
Product: T-box transcription factor 21
Exons: 6
Coding region: 1-1608 (535 amino acids)
Biological process (GO): positive regulation of DNA-templated transcription; cell fate specification; lymphocyte migration
Cellular component (GO): nucleus
Molecular function (GO): RNA polymerase II cis-regulatory region sequence-specific DNA binding; DNA-binding transcription factor activity, RNA polymerase II-specific
Source: RefSeq, a predicted model, not a curated record